AUGGGUCCCUAUUUCGAUGGGCUGAUCUGCGAGUCCCAGGUGGACCUAAAGCAUUGCGACGAUCUGCGAAUGCCUAAGCGAGGACUAUCCGGCAGCGCGGCGGAAGUCUUCGACUCCAGCCCCAUGGGGAAAUCCGUCAACACCACGGCGAUGUCGGCCUUGUUCGACAUCGGCGAUGACGACGGUCCCACCUUUAAGGGCCAUAGCCCUGAGCGCGGGCAUUCCCAAGGUCAGCCUAGUCAGGCUGAGGAGACUAAUAUUCUUGAGCUCUGA
Messenger RNA from Cladocopium goreaui, 273 nucleotides. Lineage: Eukaryota; Dinophyceae; Suessiales; Symbiodiniaceae. The record is from the annotation of a GenBank genome assembly.